CCACUGAAUUUAACCACACCUGAAGUUCAUGUGUAAGUGAACUUUGACAGAAUAGAGGUUUUCUUCUUCCGUCAACAACCACAAAGCUAUCACCAAAUGUGCCUAAAGGGCGCAAUUGCCGAGAAACAUAUAUGUACUCUGAUUGGUUGCUCUUUGUAUACAUAAGGUACACAAGCCAAUUUUUGUCGUUUUGUCAUACCGUACAUCUUGCCGACAGUGGAUAAAGAUAGGUAGCCAUUGUAGUGGAAGGGAGCAUUGGAUCACGACAAAUUAUUUCCAGCGAUUCAUAAGUGCAAACAAACAGGCUUUCAAGUCAUUUCAGGUUCCAUAUUCGAAGACUUGAUGGAAAUACAAGAUGGAUAAUCUUGUUCUCUAUUGCUUAUCCAUCACGACUUCGCAGACAAAUACCUACGUAGCGAGACUUUCCACGUUGUGUCAACCAUUACCGUAGCGAUAUGUACCUAGGUAUCAAUUCGCUUUAUUCGCUUUGCCAUUGGCAUUAACUCCUACAAAUCACACACACUCGAGUUUGUGUAUAUGUGUUUGUUUCCUACAGCGGCAGCUUGUGUGGAAGCCAACUCCAACAGAUGACGCACCGCUGCUGCCUACCUAGGUACCUUCACUUCACAGCAGUGGAGGCUAUCGUUUCCUUCCACUCCAGCCAACUCUACCUACCUUUUCAAUAAGUAAGGUAACCUCACGGAAGCAAUCGUGGGGUAGACAUCUUGCAAGGUGCAUCUAAACUCGCCACUACCAAAACGUCCGGCAUCAUGUCAACAACACCAGGAGUUUCCUUCAGAAAGGACGGUACAAAGACAUUCAUUCCGCUCGAAAAUAAUCCAGAAGUUUUCACCAAACUCAUUCAUAAACUGGGCGUUUCCGAGAAGCUCGGUUUUUACGAUGUCUACAGCAUUGACGAGCCUGAGCUGCUUGCCAUGAUCCCUCGUCCAGUUCAUGCUCUGGUCUUCAUCACUCCUGCACCUAUGUGGGCGCGCGUUCGUGAGAACGACCCAGGUUCAAAUGAGCUGAGUUACGAUGGCUCUGGUCCAGACGAGCCAGUUGUGUGGUACAAACAAACUAUAGGUCACGCUUGCGGUCUCAUUGCUCUCCUUCACAGCGUGAGCAACGGCACAGCCAAGAGCUUCAUCAACACAAACUCGAUCCUCGAUAAGAUUCUUAAGGAAACACAAGAUCUCAAGCCUCUCCAACGCGCCAAUCAUCUCUACAACUCGAUAGAGUUGGAGAAGGCUCACAUGGCUGCUGCAGUGACAGGUGACACUAUAGCCCCUGCGAGCGAAGAGCCUAGCGGAUAUCAUUUCAUCAGCUUCGUUAAAGGCCAAGAUGGUCAUUUAUACGAUCUUGAAGGAGGUUGGGGAGGCCCGGUUGAUUGCGGCACAUUGGACGAUGGUGAGGAUCUUCUCAGCAAUAAGGCAUUGGAAGUUACUGUCAAAAGAUUUACCAAAGCUGCUGAGGGGAAUCUUGAGUUCAGUAUCAUCGCACUGGCAACCGUUCCAGAUGGCGCCUGAAUAAAGAUCCAUGGAAACCGACUGGUCACAAGAAAGCAAUGAUAUUAAUGCAUCUUUUACACCGGGCUUUCUCUUGUACGGUGGGUAUCUCCUACGUGCCUGUCCUGGAGCAUCAACUGAUCUGAUUGAAUUUUCUCUGUGACACUCAGAUAAUCCCAAACCUGCCUAGGUACAUAUUGGAAGUCUUUCGGGAUUGUGUAUCUGGUCUUUAGCGCCUAAUAUUUCACGAAGGCCGUUGCGCAAUAGAGCGAGUUGGUGCUUUCACAACUUGAAUUUGUUACACCAGUCCUAUGCAUAGAUUUAUCUGCCUGUUGUGGCAGUUCCUUACCUGUGUUUGUGUUUCAAUGAGACGCCGGCGUACCCAUCAUAUGGAUCAUUCACGUCAGACAGUGACUCGUGAAGUGGACUAACGACAGGAGACGUUUCAGGCGAUACAUACAUUAGAUUGUGUGUAUUCAGCAGCCCGUUUUUCACUGUCCCUAAAAGGUCUGCGUCCGACACUUGACUCGAAACUCCUCUGGGCUGUGGUAGUGGUUCAAUGUUGAAGGUUGAGGCAAAAGAAUUACAUUUUAUGGUGUCGAGUGCCUGCUUUGGUUGAGGGGAGAUUCUCUCCGCUUCAUAUUGCCCAGAUUGGAUGGCCAAGUGACUAUUCUCACCUAGCUAAACUGUAUGUCAUUGAUAUCAGAUCGUAACCCUUCUCA
Messenger RNA from Fusarium odoratissimum NRRL 54006, 2227 nucleotides. RefSeq names its product ubiquitin carboxyl-terminal hydrolase L3. Gene Ontology annotation, biological process: ubiquitin-dependent protein catabolic process; protein deubiquitination. The record is from RefSeq and is a predicted model, not a curated record. Gene Ontology annotation, cellular component: cytoplasm. The transcript is spliced from 2 exons. NCBI's taxonomy places the organism in Eukaryota, Fungi, Ascomycota, Sordariomycetes, Hypocreales, Nectriaceae. Gene Ontology annotation, molecular function: cysteine-type deubiquitinase activity. Bases 771 to 1526 code for a protein of 251 amino acids.